AUGACAAGCCAUUUGAUGAAAGAAAUUAAUCACCUUGAUGGGGAGAUAAUUGAAAUAGAAGAUCCCUCUACAGGUGAGUCUAGAAAAUUUCAGAUUGUUGUUGCAGAGUUUUUAUGGGACACAGUCGAGAAGAUGUAUUCCUUGCAACUCAUGAAAGAAGAAUGUAGCCGUUGUGAAGGAAUUUAUGAUAAUCAACAUAAAACACCAGAUUGUUUAUUUGGAGCGUCUACGAUAGAAGAUCCAAAGUAUGUCACGCAUUUCGAGAAAAGAAAUAUAUUUGAAGCAAACACUGUUAUUAAUAGCAUCGAUUUAAGAUCAAAUGACAGAACAAAGGACAAGGGUUUUAAACCCUUAAUAUGGGAAGAAAUGCAAUUCAAAGAUUUGAAAUUAUCUAAAGCGAAAAUAACGCAAAAAUUGCGAGAAUUACCUGCUCUGCAUAUCAUAGAUAAUCCUUUUUUAAAAUAUCCUAAUACUGUGGAUGCAUUUCACAAAGCCUUAAUUGAUUUUUUCCAUUUAGAGAUGUUUCCUAUAUGUAUCACCUCAAAUGCAUUCCACAACUAA
Naegleria lovaniensis is the source of this 561-nucleotide messenger RNA. RefSeq lists its product as uncharacterized. The transcript has a single exon. Bases 1 to 561 code for a protein of 186 amino acids. The record is from RefSeq and is a predicted model, not a curated record. NCBI's taxonomy places the organism in Eukaryota, Heterolobosea, Eutetramitea, Acrasida, Naegleriidae.